Molecule: messenger RNA, 4589 nt
Organism: Opisthorchis viverrini
Lineage: Eukaryota; Metazoa; Platyhelminthes; Trematoda; Opisthorchiida; Opisthorchiidae
Exons: 19
Cellular component (GO): cytoplasm
Molecular function (GO): protein binding
Source: RefSeq, a predicted model, not a curated record
AUGCUUGGUUCUAGUGGUCGUGUAGUUCUACCGGUUGUAAUUUGGGGUCCCCAACCACCUGACCACCCGGUAACAUGUAUAUUGGCAUCCCCGGACGGUUUGGAUCUAGUAACUGGAUCUCAAGAUGGCACUCUCAUCCUAUGGAGCAGUCGAAAGUCUUCCGAGUAUAUACCAAAGUGGAUGGUUAUCGGUCAUCACACAACGGUCCGGAAUAUUUGCCUUGCUGAAUCUGCGGGUCAUGGACUUAGGAACUCCUUUUUCAGCCAUUCGGAUGCAGGGGAAAUGGCUCUAUGGGACUGGCAUGAUGGAAAGUGCUUGGAAUUCAAAGUGGAUACUCGGUAUCAGCAUGUCAACAUCAAGCAGAAUGAUACCAUCCGCGUAUUCGAGGUCACCUAUCCAGGUUUGGGGGUCUUACUGGACUUCUUCAUUGCUCGUUCGAGCAACCAGUCAACUGUGAAAUUAAAGAGCACCGGCUACAAUGGGCAGUCUUGUCGUAUACCAGACCCAAUGUCGAACUCUGUGGUCUCCUCACCGUAUACUCACACCCAAGUUUUCACUAAUGAAGUCGUUUUGGGAAUAUCUCAUUCAAACGUCGCAACACUGUGGACUUUAAAUGGUGAAGAGGUUCAGGGUGAAGUAAAGUAUGAACAUGAGUCCAGAACACUUGAUUGCCUUUCCACUGUAAUUCAAGUGGAUUGUUGCCCCCUGUCCCCGCGGUGUGUGCUGUUGGUGACUCGUAAUGGAUGGCAAUUGCUGGAUGCCAUGGCUUGCUCAAUUUUUCACUCCCACCCUAACCCGGACAAGGACCCUCUGGUCGGUGGCCAGUUCCUUGACCGUAAUGCUGUGCUGGUGUAUUGUCGCUCGGGCGCUGCUUUAGUCUAUCGCUUCGAUACACGAACUCCUUCCGGAACCACAUCAUUGUCCUGUGGCUAUGCUGCUUUAGUCGCGAGGUUGCUGCCCCCUACCGACAAGGAGUUCUCCUUCGUAGCAGAACCAAUGUGUCAUUUACUCAUCAGCCCGUCACAAGAGUCCCCACCAUUCCUCCUGGGAGGUACCUCACGCGGGCAACUAUUACAUUGGCGUUUGGACCGAACCGUGCUUGGUGACGGUACUGCGAAUACUCCUCAGGAGUCGGAUGCAGCACACACAUUCCAACCUUCUUUUGUGAGUGAUCUGGUUUCAACCUGGCGCCAGCAUCCCCCGAAUCCUUUGCUGUCUCUGUCAACGACCGAGUCCUCUUCGACUGGAAAGCCGCUUGUUACCAAUGCUUUGGAGGGAUUAACCGUCACAGCGUGCAUUCAGAUUUCCCAAAUGAUGUCGAUCCGUCAGGGCUCCCCUGAGCAUUUGUCGCCACGACGAUUGGCGUUUGGGUUUUCCAACGGUCAGAUUACAAUAGUGCGGCUGGCCGAUUUUUUACGGACCACCUAUUGGACUUCCGAUUUCCGAUCAUCGGCACGUUUAACGAACGCGGACAGUUUGUUGAAACACAGUCGUUUUCAUCUCUGUGGUCAUGUUGGUCCUGUGACAAGUUUGCUACACCCUGCCAGCGCUGAUGAGUACCUUGUUCAGAGUUGCGAUGACAGAACAAGCGGCAGUAGCAUCGACUGCGUCAACUGUCAGUUCAAUCCUGAUCAUUUGGUUUCCGGAGGUGCUGACUUCACUGUCCGUCUUUGGGAUUUGGAUCCGUGGCGUGGAGGCUUGGCAGAACGUGUACGAAGCCGUCGGACUGAUAAUGCAACGGAGAGUUCAAGCCUUGAUCCAGCUUGUCUGGCUGUGUUUCAGUGCCACGCAUCGCCCUGUAUUGCACUUACAAGUUGCAUCUGUUCCGUUGGGGCCGAUGGCUCCGUUUCGGUCAUCAACUUAUCUGAGCAGCGACACUUGCUGUCUACUGGCGCCGCGCACUCCCUCUCCGAUUCACCUGUUAUGGCAAUCGGUUGGAGGGUACCCGAAGACCUUUUGCUGAUCGCUCAUGUGGACGGUUCUUUGGAGAUUUGGGACGUAAUGAUCGGUUGUCUGGAGCGGUUGGAACGAGACCAGCUUGCCAGGGAUGUUCUUGAGCAGGCUCACUUUGUUGUCGAAGUUCAGAAUAUGCCGGCUACGUUCGGAUUCGCUGCUUCCGUCGUCCCAUAUCUACCGAAUACCAGAAGUCAAAACUCUUCCGUCUCCUUCCCUUCUUUUUGCGGGAGCGUCAGUCAGUUCGCCUGCGCUGCUUCGGUAAAAUUUGCUGCUAGCUCCAGGCGGCGUUGGCCUCAUUCCGCCGCUUCUGUUUGUUCAGCAUCACCCCGGCUACAGGAAUUAUCAGUAGUGCAGUUGCAAACUGUGGGGAGUACCUGUUCGAGCUCAGCUGAUCUACUAUCCAGUGGACCUGCGGCACUCGUUUUUCACUGGGAUGUUGAAUCGGCGAUAGUUGACUUGCUUGCGGAAAACGAAAAAGUUAACACUGAUGGUUCGCCCGAUAUUGCCAUCACCCAUACGGCAUCCAAUGCUCGUUUCGAGCUUGUUCAACUAUUACUGUCCAUUGUCCAUCCAUGGGGGGUGGAUACCGGCGCCGAUCGUGCUCUCCGCGCGUGUCUCAGCUUCACCAAAGAAUCACCGAAUGGCACGGACGAUGAAGUCAUGUCCAGGCCUCGUCUACACGACACCCUGUGUCUUGGAUUGCUCUCCAGACACGGAUGUUUGAGUAUCAGCAUGCCUGGAUGGCCUUCGGUACCGCACGGCCAAAACAGUCCAGUGCCUCAAUCCAGUUCAUCUAGAUUACACUCCCUUCAUUCGUUGGUCAGCACGACCAUGCUGCUUACGGAAAUGAGCCUGGUGGAGACUCUGACAUGUCUCUCUCCUGACUAUCUUGUCAGGUUGUUCGAACCAGUCAUAAGAACCCCGCUUCAACCUGAACGCGAUGGAGAAUGGCCAGCUUGUGCUACAAUACGAGCAAACUGGCUGCAGUUGGCGGCCCGCCUAAUUGGCCCAGUGGCCCAGUCUACGAUAUCGGUCCCUACCGAAGCAAUUGGUCAGUUUGCUCAAUUGGAGUACCUGGUUCGAAAAUGGCAAGAUAGAACGUUGCCUGUGCGUUAUGCUUCUCGCACACUCCUGCUAACCUUGCUUGACCAUAUGGGUGAUAUGAGCCGCCAAAAUCUAAUCGAUCUAUGGUCCAAGCUGCUACCACUAUUCUCCCAAAGUUCUAGGCGCUCCUCUGUCCUACAUUCGACUGGUUCAGUGGUCAAUCAUGAUCGCGACGUCAACGGAAGUUCUCCUUCAUUGUCUGGUCCGGUUCGCAAACAGAGUAUACCUCCGAUUCCGUUGGAGUCUGGCGGUGGUCAGCGUCUUUCAACCACGAUUAUAAAUGGUGGUCCGUACUGUGAUCAACCGAGUUCCCCCGGUCAGUAUCGAUCCGACGCAUCCCAGCAACCAGUCCUAACACAGGCAAAAGAUGUGUGUAGAAGUGGUUCUCUGUGUUUGAUGAGCUCAGCUUCUUUGGAGUCCGGAUAUUUUUACGUUGAUGUUGGUGAGCACUUGUUGUCACUGGAUGGAUAUCGGCUUUCUGCUAGAGGUUACGCUGGUUUACAAGCAAUGGCCACAGUAAUCCUAGGUGUGAUCGGUUUCCGAUUUGGUGCCGGAGUAAAACACAGACAUCCUGCAGUGGCUUCUCGGGAUCUGAUUUCUGACAUUGACCCCAUAUCUGCGGAACGCGGCAGUGCUGCUACAUCUCGCGGACUGGCUGCCGCUUGUUUCGCUUCGCCUGACACCCACGAUCGACACGCUGAUGUUGGGGCUCAGUCCACCUCCGAGCCAACGAUACAGCAGUUUUGUGAGGACACUUCAGACGAAAACUAUGCUGUGCCAGAAGGUUUUCGCGUAGAUAACUAUCAGUUGGCUCGGGCAUUGAGUCAGUGUUUAACAGCUCUCCUUCUGAAUCGAGUUCCUCAGGCAUCUUCUACACCACUGCAUGGUCCGGAUUUCUCUAGCGGUGACUCUCCAUCAACGGCAGCUAGUGCAAUGGCUGCUAUGCUUUCUAGCAACGUCCAUACUUCACUUCGUCGUGCGGCCAUCGACUUGCUUGGACGCGGUUUUAUUGUCUGGGAACCGUAUGUGGAUUUGAAUCAGAUUAUCAACGCAUUACUGCCGCUGACAGCCAAAGCUGAGAGCCUUCUCUCUUCGAUUCCGAAAUGGCAGCCUUUAUCUGACCGCAUUGAUCUCGCGCGUACGGCAAGAGAAGCUCUAUGGGCGAUAGCUUUUGCGCGUCCGAAAGCAGUUACUCUAACUCUUUCAUUGGAGGUUCGACGAUUUGGAGUACAAAUCAAUGCGGCAGCAGCUGCAGCUACGAAUACUCCACCAGCAACUUCGAAAUCCACUCAUGGACAAACACUCAUGACACAAGCACCCGUGGCGGGCUUUGGCAACACCUCCGUCCUUCCAAAGGAUGGCGACUCAGUCGUACUUCAGUCGCUUGUUCCUCGCGAACAGGCUGAUGUUUCAUCGCCUUCAACCGCUGCUCCAAACAUGAUGGUGAUGAUGGCCUCGCCGGCAGUUGCUGCACCUGUUUUCGGUCCUGGCACCCCUUCCAAUCCUCCUGAAUCGCAUGCGCAUGGUAA